This is a messenger RNA of Gorilla gorilla gorilla (western lowland gorilla), 9777 nucleotides long. RefSeq names its product tetratricopeptide repeat domain 39B (gene TTC39B). NCBI's taxonomy places the organism in Eukaryota, Metazoa, Chordata, Mammalia, Primates, Hominidae. The record is from RefSeq and is a predicted model, not a curated record. Gene Ontology annotation, biological process: regulation of cholesterol efflux; negative regulation of cholesterol storage; cholesterol homeostasis. The transcript has 20 exons. Bases 74 to 2122 code for a protein of 682 amino acids. Gene Ontology annotation, molecular function: protein binding.
UGGGGGCGGGCGGGGCGAGCCUGCUGGGGGCCGGGCAAGUGGCCCGGCCAGCGGCGCGGCGUCCGGGGAGGAAAUGGAUGCUGUGCUGGCCUGCCGGCUCCGGGGGCGGGGAAAUAGUGUAGCUGCACUCAGGCCCCGCCCGAGACCCGGAGGGAGCGCCGGGCCGUCCCCUUUUGCCCUCCUUUGCGCUGGGCUGAGCCCAGAGCCGAGAGCAGGAGUCGGCUCUGAGUUCCCUGCUUGGUUUUUGGGUGGCAGCAGCCAGAGGAGGAAUAUGGCGCUCUUAGGCAGCCGAGCGGAGCUGGAAGCGGACGAGGACGUUUUCGAAGAUGCCUUGGAAACCAUCUCAAUAUCUUCUCACUCAGAUAUGGCAACAAGCAGCCUUCACUUUGCAUCAUGUGAUACACAACAGGCGCCCAGACAGCGCGGAGCAUCUACUGUGAGCAGUUCAUCAUCAACCAAGGUGGAUCUCAAGAGUGGCCUUGAAGAAUGUGCUGUGGCAUUGAACUUAUUUCUAAGCAACAAAUUUACAGACGCCUUAGAAUUGCUUCGUCCCUGGGCUAAGGAGAGUAUGUACCAUGCCUUGGGCUACAGUACCAUUGUGGUGUUGCAGGCUGUCCUGACCUUCGAGCAACAGGACAUCCAGAACGGCAUUUCUGCCAUGAAGGACGCUUUACAAACCUGCCAAAAAUAUAGGAAAAAAUACACAGUUGUAGAAUCUUUCUCAAGUCUUCUUUCUAGAGGAUCCCUGGAGCAACUGAGUGAAGAGGAAAUGCAUGCUGAAAUCUGUUAUGCCGAGUGUCUCCUACAGAAAGCUGCACUCACGUUUGUGCAGGAUGAAAAUAUGAUCAACUUCAUCAAAGGUGGACUCAAAAUUAGAACAAGUUACCAAAUAUAUAAAGAAUGUCUUUCUAUCCUGCAUGAAAUUCAGAAGAACAAACUUCAGCAGGAAUUCUUCUAUGAGUUUGAAGGGGGUGUCAAGCUUGGCACUGGGGCCUUUAAUUUGAUGCUGUCCCUUUUACCAGCAAGGAUUAUCAGACUACUAGAAUUUAUUGGAUUUUCUGGAAAUAGGGAGUUGGGCCUCCUGCAGUUACGUGAAGGUGCUUCAGGAAGGAGCAUGAGGUCUGCACUGUGCUGCUUAACCAUCUUAGCUUUUCAUACUUACAUCUCCCUAAUACUUGGUACAGGAGAAGUGAAUGUUGCGGAAGCAGAGCGUCUCCUGGCACCCUUCCUCCAGCAGUUUCCAAAUGGAUCACUCGUGUUGUUUUAUCAUGCCCGAAUAGAGUUGCUGAAAGGGAAUCUUGAAGAGGCACAAGAAGUAUUUCGAAAAUGCGUUUCAGUUCAAGAAGAAUGGAAACAGUUUCACCAUCUCUGCUACUGGGAGCUAAUGUGGAUUAAUGUUUUCCAACAAAACUGGAUGCAGGCAUAUUACUAUUCAGAUCUGCUUUGCAAAGAGAGUAAAUGGUCCAAGGCAACUUAUGUGUUCUUGAAAGCGGCAAUUUUGAGUAUGCUUCCAGAGGAGGAUGUAGUAGCAACUAAUGAGAAUGUGGUAACUUUAUUCAGACAGGUGGACAGCUUGAAGCAGAGAAUUGCCGGGAAAUCUAUCCCUACUGAGAAGUUUGCUGUGAGGAAGGCUCGGCGUUACUCCGCCUCAUUACCUGCACCUGUGAAGCUCAUCUUACCUGCCCUGGAAAUGAUGUAUGUCUGGAAUGGUUUUUCAAUAGUAAGCAAAAGAAAAGACCUUUCUGAAAAUCUGUUGGUAACUGUUGAAAAAGCUGAGGCCGCUUUACAAAGUCAAAAUUUUAACAGCUUCUCUGUGGAUGAUGAGUGCUUAGUGAAGUUACUUAAAGGAUGUUGCCUCAAGAACUUACAGCGGCCCUUGCAAGCUGAACUAUGUUACAAUCAUGUUGUGGAAAGUGAAAAGCUACUGAAGUAUGACCACUACCUAGUGCCGUUCACUCUGUUUGAAUUGGCGUCUUUGUAUAAAAGCCAGGGGGAAACUGACAAGGCCAUACAGUCCCUAGAAACUGCAAGGAACAACUACAAAGAUUACUCCUUGGAGUCCAGACUACACUUCAGAAUUCAGGCAGCUCUUCACCUCUGGAGAAAACCUUCCUCAGAUUGAUCAGAACUUGAAGGAUGGAAUUUUUCCUCAAUUAGCAUCGGCAUCUGCUAUAGAUUCAACCUUAUAUUAAAGUGGAAAAAUGAUCUUGUGAAUAAGAGACAAAAAACCAGUUCUUUUUGUCAAUAUUUUCUAUCAUCUGAGAGAUUUACUGUUGGUCUACAUAAUUUUUUUUUCCUAUGGAAUGGCAUUCUAUAUUAUCUAGAAAAUUCUUAUAUUUUGCCUCCCCCAAAAGAAUUUCAUAUUAUUUGAAUUAGGGGGUGAUGAAGUCUUUUGAAAGACUUGCAGAUGUAAUAGUCUAAUUAGAUUAUUUAUUUUUUUAAUGUGAAAAUUAAUAUUGUUUAGCAAAUAGCUUACAAGUUGAGCCAAUUUUGGAUUUGUUGGGUAGUUAAACUUCAGAGACAUUUUGUUGCCUGUAUUUAAAUUUCAGAAGAUAAAUAAAUAUCAUUUCAUUUAAAAUAGCUUAACAGUGACCUUCAGAAGACUUCUGAAAAAGACAGUCUGAGAACAUGAACACGGAUCGAUAUAAUGUACUUCAUGGGUGAAGAGACCUGUCUCUAUAAAGGAUGAUGCAGUAUUCAGUUAGUGGUUUUUUACUCUUCAUUUGAUUAAAGGUGGUGACGUUUUGGAGAGACUGAUUUUGAAUGUACUUAAGUCUAUUAUAAUAACAAAAUUCAAAACCCCUGUGUAUCUAAAGGGAAGGAAGUAUCAUAUUUUAGGAAUUUUUCUUAACCUUAGCAAUGAGAGCCUAAAAUACAUACAUGGAUUAUUUUUCUUCUAGGAAGUAAAUUUCCUGCUGCUUUAAAUGAUAUGUAAAAUAUCAAUAAUUUUUACACUUAAGAUGUUGGUAAGACCUAGUUUUCUAAUCUCUCUAGCACUGUGAUGUCUCCUUAUAGAUAAUCUGGACCUUACUUAGUCCUUCAGUUGGGAAACAGAAUCAGGGCGUAGAGCAGAAGAGAGCUUGACACUCCAUAUGGUCCUGGUUCUGCUACCCAUUAGCGAUUAGUGAGGAGACCUUUAGGGAGUCCACUGUGCCCUGUGUGUCACCAUAUUUUCUUCUGUGAAAUCUAGAUUAAAGAACAGAUGACUUUCAAGGUCUUUUUCAGUUUUAUAACUGUGAGUCUGUGUAUUAGGUAUUUAUUUUCAACAAAUGACUUUAAAAUGUCGAAUGCAAACCAUUCCCACUUGGAGUGUUUUAUUUUUCAAUCAUCAUCAUUGCCCCCAACUCCCCACAUGUAUGUGUUGUGGCAUCCAGAGUGAGAAAAGACAAUUUAUGAGUCGAUGAAUCUGGGCCUUAUUUCUAUUUCCAUUUUGAAGAAUAACUUGUCAUAGAAGCCUCUGCAGUUUAACAGAAGGAGCCACAUUUUGGGAGUCAUGAGUUCAUCUCUGUGGGUUAACAGUUCCAUGACACGGAGUACGUAGCUCAGCUUUUCAGGGGUUCAGUUGCCCCAGUAUGGAUAGUGGUGUAGUAUUUGGUACUUGUGAGGGCUCAAUUAGAUAAAACAUAUGAUAGCUUUUUGUAAACUGUAAAAGGCUAUACAAAAGUAUGAAUUAUUAUAAUAAUUAUGGUUUUUUAUGUCUGGAUUACAGUAUCAACACAAAAGUAUUGGCUGAUACUGUGGUCUGUGUUGUAAAAUGAAAGAAGUGUAGAAAUUCAAAUACCUUUCUGUGUAUUCAUGUGUUUGCUGUUGACAGUAGGCUACCCAGGUUAUAUGAACCUGCUCCUGCCGUUCCCUGCCACAUGGACCUGUAUCAAGCAGUGUGUGGCUUGUUUUCUUCAAGGUACUGAUUCUUGACCAACACUGAGGAUGUAUAUCCAAUGAAAGAUGAUUAUUAGAACUCAAGUCAGAUUACCACCCCUUCAGAUACUAUGGCGGUAGAUAUCAAUGUGUUAUUAAUAAUACAACUUUAGGUACAGACAAAAUAGAAAAUAAAAUUAACUGUCAUUAUAAUUAGUAGUGGAAAAUACAUUAAAAAUUAUUUGUGUAUAGCUUUGGAAAAAAGUUUAUAAAGUUCUUAGAAGAGCUUUGGUAACAUUAUUUUUGAAAGUGUACACCCACAUUGUGACUGCGAGUAUACUGAGCAUAUAUUCUUACAUUGUUACUGUGAGAAGCUGCAAGUCAGUGCUGCAAGUCAGUAACAAAUUCUCUUUUGGGGAUAAAAUGAAACAGUUUUAAGCUUAGAGUGGCCAUUUUUAUUUUAACUCUGCAUUACUAAACAAAUAUAAAAGAAAUUCAUCUCCAUUUAAAAAUCUUUUUUGUUAUUUAUAUUUUGUUUUAUUUUUGUUUCCUAUUCUUUAUGCAGUUACCUGAUACUAUGGACAGUAUAUCCAGUGGAUCUUUUAGUACUGUAAUAUCAAAAUGCUACAAAUAUUUAUGUUUCCUGCUAUGUUCAAGAUAUUGUAGUGGCACCAACUUCUUGGGCAUCAGCUAAUAUUGCAUUUUUGGAGUCAUUAGGGUGUUCUGUGAAGAAUGAAUACUGAAGUGACAGUUUUAUCUAGUUUUUUGAGGGGCAUUUAUGAUGGGGUUGGGUUGCCAUUGUGUCUGACAGUGCAAUUCAUGUAGUUCCUGGCAUAAUUGCCUUUUUUUUUUCUUAAUGGAGAGGCAGGGUUCUGAUUGGUGCUGUAUAAAUUUAAGUAACUUUGUGCUUUGUAGGAAUGGUGACAAGGAAGGCAUGAUUUCCCCCUGACAAGGAAUGAAAGGUGAACUGUAUCAGCUCUUAUCUGGACAUAUAUGUAAAUGUUUUCUAUGCUCCCUGAUACAAGAAGUUUCCAAGUUAUAUAGGAAAAUUAAGUCCAUUGAUCCUGUCUUUAUCCUCAGAGGGCAGAAAUGAGACAAGUGGAUAAAGGCUGUAGGAAGCUGAAUUCCAGAUUAAUCAGUGCCAAGGAAGAUUUUUCAUUAUCGGAAAACCCAACAGUCUAAAAUCAAUAACCAGUUCUUCUGCAAAGGGGUGAGUUUAAGCAGGGCUAAUGUGACUGUCAUUUCUGCCUGUCCUACAAGCUUAGACUAGUUGAACUUUGAGGUCACUCUAUGAUUCUUUUAUUAGGGCUUCAAAUCAGCAGGGAGUGUGUAAAGAAAAAAUGCUCCCCCCCACCAUUUCAAAUAAAAGUGAAUGUUUUCUCUUUCAAAGCUACUAUUAGAGGUAGUUGUGAUAGACACUAACAAUCCCUGGUGUUAAUACUUUCCACUCCUUUUAUUUUAUUUUAAUUUAAUAUUAUUUUAUUGAGACAGAGUCUCGCUCUGUCACCCAGGCUGGAGUGCAGUGGCGUAAUCUCGGCUCACUGCAAGCUCCUCCUCCCAGGUUCACGCCAUUCUCCUGCCUCAGCCUCCCGAGUAGCUGGGACUACAGGUGCCUGCCACCACGCCUGGCUAAUUUUUUGUAUUUUGAGUAGAGACGGGGUUUCACCGUGUUAGCCAGGAUGGUCUCGAUCUCCUGAACUCGUGAUCCUCUCCUUUUUAAAGUGGGUCUAGUCUGUUGAUCUUCAUAAAUAGGAGGGUUUUCCUUCAGCUUGGACAUUAAAAAUAAUUUUUAGAAAGGUCUUUGUGGCCAACUGGAAAAUCUUCUGGAAUUAUCUAAUGCUUCAUUCAUUUCCCUCCCUCUAUUUCUGUUUUUUUUUUCGUAUUUAUACUCUGCAUAUUUAGAAAUCUUAAAGUCAAAUACAUUUAGUUAAAAUGAGUUGAUGAAGACUCCAGUGAUGUUUUAAUACCCUAAGAUUUUGUGAUUCCUUGGGCCUGGAAUGGAGCUUAGAAAAUUACCUUGUCCUCAUGAGCCUGUAAACCGUGUUGUUUCCCCUCAGUCUUGCUCUGUCCAGUACAGUAGCCCCUCGCCACACAUGGCUGCGGAGCACCCGGAAUGGCUUACAGCACAUGUGGGAAUGGUGCUGAAUGCUGAGGAAGCUUUCACUCAUACGUGCUGCACUUCUUAAAGGCCUCCCAAUAGCCUGCUUUCCGGAGUUCUGGCUUUUACUUGCUGUCUACUAUGAUCACCUGAUUUGUGCUUCACAUACAUAUCUGUGAAGUUUGCUUUUUCUAUUUAAAGUGCCCUUAAACUUUCAUUUCAUCGUGUUUAUCUGCAGAUGAUCAGUGUUAUUGGCAUAUUUGAACAUUAUUCUGCCCUCCCUCCGCCAAACUCCUUAUGUACUAGAUUAAGAAAUUUUAUUUUUGAGAUGAUGAUUUUAAUUUGAUUUUACAGACAUUCUUUUUUACAAAGUACAGUUGUUAGAGUUAUAGAAGAGUGAUUCACAUCUUUGAGAAGAUAGAUUUCAUGAUUAAUAUAUAUAUUUUUUGAGACAGAGUGUUGCUCUUGUUGCCCAGGCUGGAGUGCAAUUGCACGAUCUAGGCUCACUGCAACCUCUGCCUCCCAGAUUCAAGCAAUUCUCCUGCCUCAGCCUCCCAAGUAACUGGGAUUACAGGCAUGUGCCACCAUGCCCAGCUAAUUUUGUAUUUUUAGUAGAGAUGGGGUUUCUCCAUGUUGGUCAGUCUGGUCUCGAACUCCCAACUUCAGGUGAUCUGGCCGCCUUGGCCUCCCAAAGUGCUGGGAUUACAGGAGUGAGCCACCAUGCCUGGCCCAAUAUUUUCUAAGAUAAAAUUAUUCUGAGAAAUCUAGUGGAACCUUUUCAAUUGCUUUGUUAUUAAUGUUUCAACACUGACUUUCUCAACUAGGCCAGUAUUACUAUUUAAAGGUUUUUAGAGGCUGGCAAUGGUGGCUCACGCCUGUAAUCCUAACACUUUGGGAAGCCAAAGUUGGGGGGGAUCACUUGGGACCAGGGGUUUGAGGCCAGCCUGGGCAGUAUAGUGAGACCCUGUCUUUACAAAAAAAAAAAAAAAAAUGAGCUGUGCAUGGUGGAGUGCACUUGUAGUCCUAGCUACUAGGGAGACUUAGGUGGGAUAAUUGCUUGAUCCCAGGAGUUUGAGGCUACAGUGAGCUAAGAUCAUGCCACUGCACUCCACCCCAGGUGACAGAGUGAGACCCUGUCUCAAAAAAAAAAAAAAAAAAAAAUAUAUAUAUAUAUAUAUAUAAAAUAAAGGUUUGUGGACACGUUACCCAUUUAGAGAAUAAUUUAUUUUUGAAUGUGUAUGAUACCUAAGUGAUAUGCAUAUAUAUAAUUAAGACAUUUUAAAUCUCUUCAGAUAUUUCUUCAUAAGAUACAUGUAUCUAUAGAUAGCUGUAUACAAAACUACUUACAAAUAAUAAAUAGACAUUGUUUUAUACAGUUCUUUCCAAAGAAAUGCAGGAUUUUUUCUCCAAGUACUUCCUCCCCGAGUCCAGCUAUUUACAUAUUUUUGUCUUUAAGUGUUAGAUUGCUUGUUUCUGCUGCCUAUUGUUGGUAGUUUUGUCUUUUACACAUUUGCCGUUAGAUUUAGUUAUUUUGAAAUGUUGAACUUGAAAUGUAAUGAAAAGGACACAUCAGAAUUUAUCAUCAGGGAAGAUAUCUUUUAUGUUGAGCAGCUGCUAUCUGAUCUUGACAGACUGUCCUCUUAGAGGACUGUUGAAGUCCAUUCUAGUCAUUUUGUAACUUCAUAACUGCAGAAAGAAAUGAUGCAAGGACUGUUUAGUGGACUGAGAUGGCUGAGCAGGUUCUUGGCCUGAAUUAUCCAGAGGAGAUAGGUGGAUCUAGCUUCAGAGGAAGUCUACACCCCAUUCCCUUCUGCUUCCAAUGUACCCAUGAUAUGUGUUUAGCACAGUAAUACUGUAACAGGACGUUGCAUGGAAAAAUCAAAGCAGCUGGCUCACUGUAUUUAACUAAAAAGAAUGCCUACAGAUUGGAUAUUUAAUAGGGAAAAUUAAGGCACUUUAAUAACAAACUUCAUUAUGUGAAACUUGUCGAAUAUUAACAUACAAUAUACCUUGUAUAUUAAUGCCAUAGUUUUUAGAAACACUAAUUUAAACAACAAAUUUAAGGGAUGCUGGCGUAUCCCAGUGACACCUUCAGUUUUAUUGCUGCUUAGUAUUUUCUAGUAAAUUAGUUUUAAUUAUUGGUAGUCUGUUGGGCACCAUUUGGGAAAGAAAGAAAUUGGUCUCAGUGUAGCAGACUUGUAGCCAAAAACUUUGAAUAAAAAAUGAGUAUAAUAAAGAAUAUUAUUUCAUUUUUAAAGGAAUUGUAUUAUUUUGAAGUGCUGCAUGGUUGAUAUGGUUUGGUUGUGUCUCUACCCAAAUCUCUUAUUGAAUUGUAGUUCCCAUAAUCCCCACAUUGGAGGGACCCAGUGGGAGGUGACUGAAUCAUGGGGGCAGUUUUCCCCAUGCUAUUCUCAUGAUAGUGAGUGAGUUCUCAUGAGAUUUGAUGGUUUUAUAAGGGGCUUUUCCCCCUUUGCUCAGCACUUCUCUUUCCUGCCGCCCUGUGAAGAAGAAGGUGCCUUUCUUUCCCUUUGCCUUCCGUCAUUAUUCUAAGUUUCCUGAGGCCUUCUCCGCCAUGCAGAAUUGUGAGUCAAUUAUACCUCUUUUUUAAAUAAAUUAUCCAGUCUCAGAUAUUUCUUCAUAGCAGUGUGAGAAUGGACUAAUACAACGGUCUUACUCAAUUUGAAGGUAUGACACUCUUUGCUUUGGAAAUCAUGUAGACAUUUUAAGUCAUUCCUAUUUUUAAUGUAGACAAACGUCCAGGUAGCAAUUUUGGGGAUAAUAAAUGAGUUCACCCUUUUUUUUUCUUUUUUUUCCUGAGACAGAGUUUGCUCUUGUUGCCCAGGCUGGAGUUUAAUGGCAUGAUCUUGGCUUACCACAACCUCUGCCUCCUGGGUUCAAGCAAUUCUCCUGCCUCAGCCUCCCAAGUAGCUGGGAUUACAGGCAUGUGCCAUCACACCCGGCUAAUUUUUGUAUUUUUAGUAGAGACAGGGUAUCUCCAUGUUGGUCAGGCUGCUCUCGAACUCCUGACCUCAGGUGAUCCGCCCACUUCAGCCUACCAAAGUGCUGGGAUUACAGGCGUGAGCCAUCAUGCCCGGCCGAGUUAAGCUUUUAUUCACAUUUUUUCCCCAAAGUGAUUUAUUCUUCAAAGUAGACAGUUAUGUUCUAUAGAGUGUUUUGUUUUUUCUUUAAGAAAAUAAUUUACAUAAACAGAGAGAUUAUGGUAAACAUUUUAAAUCUUAGGCUGUUGGUUAAAUUUAAUGGUUUAAGCACUGUUGGGUUCUCUUUAAUUAAUAUUUGCAGAAGGAGAACAUAUGUGUUUCACUGAUAUGUAUGGUCCAGAAAAAUUACUUAAUUCUCAAAAAUGUGUUGCAUUCUCAUAUUGUGUUAGGGAAAAUUCCAUAAGUAGUCCAUUUUUUUUUUUCUUUUGCUGACUGUUAACAUCCAAACGCCUGAAUGAAAACUGACUCAUUUCUGUAUUGGUAUUUAAAAAUAUUGAUUUGCAGAUGUUCACAGAACACUUGCAUUUUUUGAUUCACGUUGCUAAAUCAAAUAUAAAGGCAAAUAUGUAUAUUUAAUAAAUGAGAAGUAUUUUUUUAUUACUGAAAUUUAUUCUCAAAGCAAAUGUAUUUUGUAGAUGUUUCAUUUGGGAGAUUUUGCUUUGCCUUAAAACAUACAAAAUAAACCUGUCUUGUGGUCUGCCCACCUCAAAACCUCUGUUAACUUGACUUGUAGAAGGAGUUCAGAAUUCUUUGAUAAUGUGUGGUUUUCACUUUUGUUUGGAUUAAACAAAAAUAAAAUUAGAGGCCAUAGCACUUUGUAAA